Penicillium taxi is the source of this 447-nucleotide messenger RNA. RefSeq names its product polysaccharide biosynthesis domain-containing protein. The record is from RefSeq and is a predicted model, not a curated record. Gene Ontology annotation, cellular component: cytoplasm. Lineage: Eukaryota; Fungi; Ascomycota; Eurotiomycetes; Eurotiales; Aspergillaceae. The coding region runs from base 1 to 447 and encodes 148 amino acids. The transcript is spliced from 4 exons.
AUGUCUAAGCCAUUCGAUCCUGAGCAGGCUGAGAACCUGGAAGAUAUGGAGAAGCAGUUUGCUGUGAAAGCCGUCGAACAUCUCAUGACAUACUGGGCCAUCCUUGAGAAGGUUAAGGGCUCAUCGCUGCGCCUGACCAAAGUGGAUGACGAGAUCCUUGAGACUUUCAUGGAGGCCUUCCCCGACUUUGACCCCGCUGCCACAGUUGAUGAGGAACAAAUGAAGAGCAAGGCCGGCAAGGAGAAGUGGCGCAACUGGAUCACCAAGUUCGACAAGAUCGAUGACUUCAACUUUGGCACAAUGAUCCGUAACCGGGCUGAUGUUGAGUAUGAGCAGGACAACACCAUCUUCGGUGUUCGCAUGCAAUUCUAUGCUAUUGAGAUCGCUCGCAACCGUGCGGGUCUGAACGACUGGAUCUACGAGAAGGCACAAAAAGCCAGUGCUUGA